UCAAUGGAUUUAUCAGUCGGUAUGCCUCAAUUUGGAAAGCGUAUGCAUAUUUUCUUGUAUGUCUUUUCAAAAGUUUAUAUUUGGUGUCAAAGUGUAACUUUUAUUUGAAGAUGAGAAGUUACUUCGUGUUUGACAACACCGGAACUUGCUCUGUUAGUUCAAUAUCAUCAGAAGAACAUAGAAUCCGUCACUGUGUGUCAAGCCAGUUACAUCUGCAAAACUUUGAAGUAAUUGGGUCAGGACAAAAUCCUGUACAUGCACACAUAUGGGAGGGAACUAUCGGUAACUUGUUAACAAGGAUGGAGACUUCAUCAUAUGACUGUACGCCCAUAUCUACCACUUCAUAUGGAACAACCGCCGAAGGUAAUACAAUCUCCAAAACACUUCUGUAUAGUAAUUACACUCAGUAUCAGUUGAGCGGUCCAAACGUAUUCGAAAUUCCAAAGGCAUGUUUGAAGACAGCUCAACCAGUUGGGAAAUAAUGUACUAUGAGCUCUGUGUACAUGCUACUUUCAAGGAUUACGAAAAAAAAUAAAAACAAACAAACCCAUA
Molecule: messenger RNA, 552 nt
Organism: Ruditapes philippinarum (Manila clam)
Lineage: Eukaryota; Metazoa; Mollusca; Bivalvia; Venerida; Veneridae
Exons: 4
Coding region: 111-482 (123 amino acids)
Biological process (GO): cell-matrix adhesion
Cellular component (GO): extracellular region
Molecular function (GO): calcium ion binding
Source: RefSeq, a predicted model, not a curated record